AUGAAGAUCCUUGCUGCAACUCUUCUCAUUGCGUUUGCGGUUUUUCCUGAUUCUGUUGAAUCUAGCAAACAACCGGAAAGUAGUUCGGUGCCUGAACGGUCAGCGCCUGCACGGUCAGAGCCUGAACGGUCAGAGCCUGCACGGUCAGAGCAUGAACGCUCAGGGCUAGCACGGUCAGAGCAUGAACGGUCAGGGCCAGCACGGUCAGAGCAUGAACGGUCAGGGUCAGCACGGUCAGAGCCUUCAAGGACAGAGCCUGCACGGUCAGAGUCUGAACGUUUUCACCCUGUGUCUCCAGUACGACGUCGUUACCCUCCGAGAUCUCGUCUUUACUAUGAAAACGAAGAGCACGAUCUUCGUCCACUUCCAGAGCCAGGCUGUCUAUUCGAGCUGGGCAGGUUUUUCGUCGCAUUACUCCUUGGAGAAAGAAUAGUUUAUCCAUUAUAUAAUAGAGAAAAACAAAUUGUCACGGAAGAAACUCUAGAGGAGGAUAAUAGCACUGAAACAGACACUAGACAAUCUAACGGCUACUGCACUAGAGAACAAGUAGAAAGGGCAAUUGAACGCAAUAAAAAUAUGCAGGGACUAAGUUCUGGAAGCCAAGGCAGAUCAAGUGAAAGAGGUGGAAAUGCUGCAAGACGUGAAAACGGUGGAAGGGGUGGAAUGGGUGGAUGGAGUGGAAUGGGUAGACGGGUUGGAACGGGUGGACGAGGUGGAAUGGGUGGAGGAGGAGGAAUGGGCGGACGAGGUGGAUGGGGUGGAAUGGGUGGCCGAGGUGGAAUGGGUGGAGGUGGUUGA
Molecule: messenger RNA, 798 nt
Organism: Belonocnema kinseyi
Lineage: Eukaryota; Metazoa; Arthropoda; Insecta; Hymenoptera; Cynipidae
Product: heterogeneous nuclear ribonucleoprotein A3 homolog 1-like
Exons: 2
Coding region: 1-798 (265 amino acids)
Source: RefSeq, a predicted model, not a curated record